Bicyclus anynana (squinting bush brown) is the source of this 1380-nucleotide messenger RNA. It is a transcript of the gene scu, whose product is annotated as 3-hydroxyacyl-CoA dehydrogenase type-2. The transcript has 6 exons. NCBI's taxonomy places the organism in Eukaryota, Metazoa, Arthropoda, Insecta, Lepidoptera, Nymphalidae. Gene Ontology annotation, molecular function: estradiol 17-beta-dehydrogenase [NAD(P)+] activity. Gene Ontology annotation, biological process: estrogen metabolic process; fatty acid metabolic process; androgen metabolic process. The record is from RefSeq and is a predicted model, not a curated record. Gene Ontology annotation, cellular component: mitochondrion. Bases 373 to 1140 code for a protein of 255 amino acids.
AUUGUAAAAAAUCAGUUAAAAGUCCUGAUUUAUUGUAUUCAAUUUGAUAAUUUAUAGUUACAAAUUGUAAAAUUAUCACUUAGUAAUAUUAUCAUUGGGUAAUAUUGGGUUUAUCUUCAAUAAAAUCUUAUUACAGAUCUUGCACGAGUGCAACACGCUAAAAAGCAAAAUGUAAAAUAUGUACUGACUGUAGAUAAGAUAAAACCGAAGUUUUAAGUAAACGAGUACUUUUAUUGACUAAAUAAUACUAAACUGCUACUUAUGUAGUAGAGUAUAGUAACGUAAGCGUGAUAAGCGUAAUAUUUAAAUAUUGUUGCUGGGUGAACUUUGAUCGUGAAUUUUAAACAUUGAAGGAUUACUCAGCGCACGAAAAUGUUGAAAGGUCUGGUUGGGUUGGUUACUGGUGGAGCGUCAGGUUUGGGUCGAGCAACUGCAGAACAACUGUUGAAGCAAGGUGGAAGUGUCCUCAUUUGUGACCUCCCUACCAGCAAGGGUUCAGAGGUUGCCAAAGAGCUUGGAAAAAAUGUUGCUUUUGCACCAGUUGACGUGACUGCAGAAGGAGAUGUGAGGAGUGCACUACAAACCACAGUUGACAAGUUUGGUCGCCUGGAUGUGGUUGUCAAUUGUGCUGGAAUAGCUACUGCGACUAGGACAUAUAAUUUUAAGAAAAAUCAACCUUUUGAUCUUAAAUCUUUUCAAAAGACAAUUGAGGUGAAUUUGAUAGGUACGUUCAAUGUGAUCCGCCUAGCAGCAGGUCUGAUUGGGAAAAACACUGCUGAUGCAGACGGGCAGCGUGGUGUAAUUAUCAAUACUGCCAGCAUUGCCGCUUUUGAUGGACAGAUUGGGCAAGCUGCUUAUUCUGCAUCAAAAGCAGGAAUUGUAGGGAUGACAUUACCAAUUGCCAGGGAUUUAUCGAAGCAAGGCAUAAGGGUUGUUACUAUUGCUCCAGGUUUGUUUCGAACACCAUUGAUGGAACUUUUACCUGAAACAGCGAUUCGGGACCUGGAAGCAGCAGUACCGUUCCCACCUCGCCUCGGCCACCCCCACGAGUUUGCAUUAUUGGUGCAAAGCAUUAUACAGAACCCAAUGAUCAAUGGAGAAACAAUACGUAUUGACGGCUCUUUGAGAAUGCAGCCUUAAUAUACUAGCCGACGCGCCGCGGUUUCACCCGUGUAGUUCCCGUUCCCGUGUGAAUACGGGAAUAAAAUUUAGCCUAUGACACUCACAAAUAACAUGGCCUUCUAGUUAUAAUAGAAUUUUCAAAAUUGGUUCGGCAGUUCGAAAUAUUACCACAAACAUUAACCUCUUUUUUAAUAUUAGUUUAGAUAAAUAAAAAGCAAUCGAUGUAUAUAGAAGAGUCAUUAAAUUUGCUAAAACUGU